AUGUCAAGAACAGGGCACACAAAAGCCCACCCAGGAGCAGACCUCAAGCAGAGCUCCUUCCCUGCGGGCAGCCAGCCCUUCCGUGAGCUCAGGGCCGGGUGGAACCAGGCUGCACCCCUCGCUCAUGCAAGAGAAUCGCCUCCAGCUGCUCCCCACAGCACAGCAAGGCGGAAGGAAGAUUCAAGCCUGGCAAGGAGAAAAGACAACUCCGCCGCUCUGCAGCUUCACGGCUUCUCCUCGCUGCCUUCUGCUGCUCCCGGCAGCGCCUCGCCGCCAUUCUUUGCUCCUUGGAGCCCCUUCCCGCCGCUGCCGCUGCUUUCCGGGAGUCCGCUGCGCUCCCAGCUCGGCGCCGGCCCCUGCCGGCCUCUGAUUGGUCAGCGGCAUUUCCAUCCCGCCCCCGGUGGCAUCUCCCCGGAUGCGGGCAGCACCGAGACGGAAGCGCGGCAGGACGGGAGCGGUGCUGAGGACAGCGGCGCCGGAGGCCCCGAUGAUGACCCAGGCAUGAAAGAGCCCAGAGCUCGUCGCUGGGGAGAGGCUGCGUAUGGCGUUGUGAAGGGAGAGGUGGAGGAGGGCUUUGAGCAGCGCUGUGCAGGAAUGAAUGGCUGGCAGGAGCCGGGCAGCGGUACUGCAGCUCGUCUGGCAGCUUUGCAGCUCAGUUGGGAAGUAGAAGAUGUGGCUGUGAAAGAAGAAGUCAGUUGCUGGGACGUCCCCCUGUUCUUCCCCUAGCUGUCCCCUUGCCUCAGCCAGGAUUCCCCUUGCAUUCCUGUAGGAUUCCCUUCCAUCCUCCUGGUUGUCCCUUGCUUUCCCCAAGGUUGCUCUUUCCUUUCCCAUGACAGCCCACCCAUCAUUCUCUCAAAGCCCCAAUAUCCACCCCAGUGUUUCCCCAGCAAGACCCCUAGAGACGCCCUGUAGCCCCCCACAGAGCACCAUACACCCUCUAGGACCUCCUCAGACCCGGUACACCUCCCCUGUAGCUGGCCCAUACGCACACGGAGCCCCACAGUCCCCAGCAUCACCCCAUGUAACCCACUGGCCUCCUGCAGGACCCCCGUGUUUCCUCUAUUUCCUCCUUCUGACCUCCUUUCCCACCUCCAAGACCCCAACCCCGGGAUCUCACCGAUUCCCACAGUCCCUGACAGGACCCCUGUCACCAUCCCAGGAACCCCAUAGCCCACCUGAGGGCCCUCCUCAACCCCAUCCCCAUCAAGCUCUUGUACAGCCAUAGGGUGCUGGGGCAGGGGUGGCUGCUGCAGGAGAGGAAUGCGGGGCUGGAGCAGGUGCAGGGCACAGCUGUGGGUGAAAGGGAUGUGAGGGGCACUGUGGGUCCAGGAACGUAGGGGUUGUGGGGGCACGUGGGGAGCGGUUUGGGGUGAGAAUGGAGGAUGUGCGGUGGUGUUGGAGUGCACUGGUUGAUUUCUUCCUCAGAGGGGAUUGGGGUUCCCUUUGGCCCAAAGGUGGAGCCCUGAUCCAUAACCCCACGUGAGCCCAGAACCCCAUAUAACUCUGCAUGAGCCCAAGGCUCCACAUGACCCCUAACCGUGUGAGCACCGUAAGCCCAUAUGAGGCUGAGGGCAGUGGUGGGUCUGUUACUGGCUAGGUCAGGAAGUACUCUAGGGUGGCUCUGGGGCCGCUGUAGAAUAGCACUCUACAUCUGCCCCUGACCCUCAUCUUGGGGGGUAAGAUGGGGGUGCAGGGGUUAGUGGAGGGCUAAGGAAGAGAUUCCAUGAGUAUGAACCAUAGCAGCCCCAGAGCCAUCCUAGAGCAGCGCCAUCACUGCCCACGGCCCAUGGCCAGCAGCAGUUCCACCACAAGCUGUGUGUUGGGUCAAGGCAGCUCCUAGGUGUUGCUCUGCUUCAUAGCUGCCCCAAAGUGCUCCUGUCGCCCUCCCAUAGGUGUCCUUUAACUGCCCCACCACCCCGUAAGGCUUCCCCACGUCCUAGCACAUCCCCCCACGUGCGUGCAGGGUGUGCAAGAAACGCUCUCAUCCCUGAUUUUCCAUCAGGCACAGCUCUUUGUGCAGCAGCAAAGCUCCUUCCUGAUUGCUGUGGCGUUACUUCACUCUCCUCAGUGAGUUCCUUCUGCUCCCGUUGGGUUGGUUGAGUUGGGUUUGUUGGGAUGAGGUGGGGGCAGGGAUCCCAGAGUUCUGGGGCCACAUGGCAUCGGGUCGCAGCGUGUUGGGGGAAGGAAGGGUCAGGGAGUUACAGGGUCUUGUGGGGGUGUGGUUCACCCAGGGCUGUGGGUCACAUAUAGCCAUGGUGUCAUGCACAUACAGGGUGAUGAGAUCAUCUUGGCUUAAGGCUCAUGUGGGGUUACGGCUCAGGGCCCCACCUUUGGGCUGCAUGGACCCCCAGUCCCCUCUCAGGAAGAAAUGAAACCCCUCCUACACCGCUGCCCCCUUCCUCCUUUUUUUUUUUUUUACCUCAAACUGCUCCCCACAUCCUCCCAUAGCACCCCAUACUCCUGCGUCCCUCUUGCAGCCCACAUCUUGUCUUCUCCUGAACAGCAUUCUGCUCCUGCAGGCUGUGUUGUCAUAUCCAUUCUAUAUCCCCCACAACCUCCCCCACAUAGCUCCUCAAGUACUUUCUCUGACCCGGUACACCUCCCCCUCCUCCAACCUGGGACCUCGCAGAGCCCCACAGUCCCCAGCAUCACCCCACGUCCCCCACAGUUCUUCAAGGAUCCCUCCGAUUUGAGGGAGGCUCAGACCUCCCUUUAUGCCUCAGACCCCUCCUGUGUUCUCCGACUCCCACAGUCCCUGACAGGACCCCCAUCACCAUCCCAGGACCCCCAUAGCCCACUGAUGAGGAACCUCGCAGCAAUCCACAUCUCAGGAUGGGGCUCCAGCUGUGCCCCAAUGCCUUCAUUAAAGACAGGAGAAUGAAUGAGCGUAA
Molecule: messenger RNA, 2891 nt
Organism: Gallus gallus (chicken)
Lineage: Eukaryota; Metazoa; Chordata; Aves; Galliformes; Phasianidae
Product: translation initiation factor IF-2-like
Exons: 4
Coding region: 1-726 (241 amino acids)
Source: RefSeq, a predicted model, not a curated record